UAUGUGUGUGUGUGUGACACGGGACUGCCCAUGUGCCCGGCUGGUUGUAGUUGUAAUUUUUCUAACCAGCUGAGAAGUCUUGACUCCUCAUGACCAUCUUUUUUUUUUUUUUUAACUUUGUUUAUUCCCCUCCCCCACCCUCCCGGAAGGGACUGAGUGAAGAAUUGGAAAGAUACUCGGAUUCCCUGAAGAAGCCCCUAUCCGGAAGUCGUUUUCUUUGGGGGGGGGCUUUUAAGUGGAGGAGGGUUAGGACAGGCUAGACUCUCUCCAGGGCUCUGGUCUCCAGGGUGGAGAGACCCUGGCGUUGGCCGGGUCUUGCAGGGUUGGUGGUUAUAGCUCUCUCCCCUUUUGAGCAGACAGCCGUGAGUGGAGAGGGGCUUGGGGGUCAUGUGCAGUGUAUUUAUGUAAGACUCCCAGACAGAGGGCACUGGUAUUUAUAUAACCUGGCGUGGGUAUUUAUGUAAUAUAGGAUGCAGUGUAUUUAUGUUCCUUUCCUAACCUGUGGCUUUCCCAGAUGCCAUGUAUGGUCUCUGAGUUGGCGUUAGUGGAAACCCGGCUUUGGGGGGUGGGGGGGUUGUUUGUGAGUACACAGCCAGCCCUCCCUUUCCUGUAGGGGUCAUAAGUGUGAACCUCUACAACCGUCUUCCCCUGGUGGGUGCACUUAGCAAGCUGGACCAUGUGUGGACCCGUGGUGCCAGGCUGGUGGGUUUUCUGCAGAUAUGCAGUACUGCUGUUGGCAUCCAGGGCAGCUCAGCUGGGCCAGGCCAGCCAUGUGGGCAGAGACCCAUGAUGGAGAGCCCAGAGUUUGGCUGGCACCCAGUGGCAGCCACUUCCUUGUGGCUGGUGGAAAGACUGUGGUGGCUCUCUGGGAGCUAGUACUAGGCUAGGGUGUCUCUCGUGGCUUGGAUCUCUUGGCUCUUGGGCUGAUCAAGGAGCCCUAGUGAAUCUCUCCCGGCUUCCUUCCAGGCCUGGCAGCUGGGGGCAGGCUUGGCCCAGGGAAGGGGCAGCACAGUCACUGUCUCACCUUCGAUUUUUACUUCUCAAGCCUGGAGUGAAAUAUGUUCUGGGUAGGAGGCCCUGUUUGGUUCUAGCAAGGUUGAAGCAUGGAGCUGCGUGUGGGAAACAAGUAUCGCUUGGGCCGGAAGAUCGGCAGUGGGUCCUUUGGCGACAUCUACCUGGGUGCCAACAUUGCCUCUGGUGAGGAAGUAGCCAUCAAGCUCGAAUGUGUGAAGACGAAGCACCCACAGCUCCACAUCGAGAGCAAGUUCUACAAGAUGAUGCAGGGAGGAGUGGGGAUCCCAUCCAUCAAGUGGUGCGGGGCUGAGGGUGACUAUAACGUGAUGGUCAUGGAGUUGCUGGGGCCCAGCCUGGAAGACCUCUUCAACUUCUGUUCCCGAAAGUUCAGCCUCAAGACGGUGCUGCUGCUGGCCGACCAGAUGAUCAGCCGCAUCGAGUAUAUCCACUCCAAGAACUUCAUCCACCGGGACGUGAAGCCUGACAACUUCCUCAUGGGCCUGGGGAAGAAAGGCAAUCUGGUAUACAUCAUUGACUUCGGCCUGGCCAAGAAGUACCGGGAUGCCCGUACACACCAGCAUAUUCCCUACCGGGAAAACAAGAACCUGACCGGCACUGCCCGCUAUGCCUCUAUCAACACCCACCUGGGCAUUGAGCAAAGCCGUCGAGAUGACCUGGAGAGCCUGGGCUAUGUGCUCAUGUACUUCAACCUGGGCUCCCUGCCCUGGCAAGGCCUCAAAGCAGCCACCAAGCGUCAGAAGUACGAGCGGAUCAGCGAGAAGAAGAUGUCAACGCCGAUCGAGGUCCUCUGCAAAGGCUACCCCUCUGAGUUCUCAACUUACCUCAACUUCUGCCGCUCCCUGCGGUUCGAUGACAAACCUGACUACUCCUACCUGCGCCAGCUCUUCCGCAAUCUCUUUCACCGGCAGGGUUUCUCCUAUGACUACGUCUUCGACUGGAACAUGCUCAAAUUCGUGAGUCACCGGCAGGCCAAGGCGGGCUUGGGGGACUGGACAGGGCAGGCCCUGACUCAUAAGGCCAGAGUGACCUGGUGGGGGGCGGGGCUCCCGUUAAACGGGAGAUAUGAGCUGGACAGUGUGAGUGACGUCACAGGGGUCCCAGAACCCCUCGUCUCCAGCCACCUUGGCAUAGACAGGGCAUGUCGCCAUGGGGGGCAGGGCCCUGGGAAGGCACCACCUCCUGCCAGGUGGGAGAGGACCUGGCGUGGCCUCCAGUCCCUCUUGUGUACCUAUGGCCAAUGGAUGGCACUGGCUGGACCCUCUGCAGCCCUGAUAGCUGUCUGUAUUCUCCUGUUCCUCUUGUGCAUAUCCCAAGUGGUGGCCCUUUCUGAGGCCUCCCUGGCCAGCCUGGAUCCUAUCAGAGUGGCUUCUUUGUUCCUGGUUAUAGGACCCUGGGUCUUACUAGGUAGUUCUGUCUCCCUCUUCUAAGGGUCCUGGGGUGGGGAGGUAGGGAGAAGCAUUCACCAAUCAAUGCCUCAAGCGCUGGAAUCCGUGAAAUUGUGUGUCUUGUUUCACAUCUCUUCUGGAAAAGGGGGCUUCAUCGAGCCAGGCUCAGCCCCGAGACAACGAAGCUCUUGCGUCACCCUGCCCCCGCCCUUGGCCUUGCGCUGGGCCCACUUACUCGCCCACUUACUGGUAAGGAUCUUCCAAGGCCUGGCCCUUCAUAGAUGUGUGACUUAGCCAGCAGGCACGAAGGCUUAGCCUCAGCAAUGCUCUCUCUGUCCUUUCCAGGUGCCCGGCGCCCCUGGGCACCCAAGGACCCCCAGAUAGGCCGGUGGAGGAGGUGGAACAGCUGCCCCCUCAAAGAUACUGGCCUGUGGUCUGGACUCCAGGGCCCCAGUUCUGAUACCACCAGGGUGUCUCAGCCAUCUCUGCCAAGCUUGAGGUGGCUGUCCAGUGGAAAGGUUAUGACAGAAAGCCCCUGCAUGGGAUUCUGAGGAGUAAACCAGCUGCCUGAGGACUAGACAAGUGUGAAGAAGGAGCAGUGACUGUCUAGGAGGGGUUGGUGGCAUAUCACAGGACCCUGCUCGAUCUAGACCCCAUUAUCGGCCUAUGUAUUGAAUCUGAGCUCAUUAAAACACUUCCUCCUCUUCGUCCACGUGUGCCUCUCUUUUCACAGAGCGGCCCUUGGCCCCCCACUCCAUCCAGUGUUAAGAAUGAACGUAGAUAGGCCUUGUCUUCUGGGCACCAAGAUGGGCACAUUGAUUUUUGGCCUCUUCUCUUUGGGCCCAAUCAGUGGCCUGGGCCUGUUCUCUAAGGAAGCAUCACAGGCUGGGGACCUUGGGGCAAAGCUCUGUGGCUUUUUAUGUCUGGGACUGGAGUGAAAAAGGUGGGCAGUGAGGCUCCUUCCAGCUCAGAUCAUGUAGGCCACGGGCCUGGUCGUGCAGCUAGCUCUUAUAUUACCGGAUGUUCAAGGCCUGGGGCACCAGACAUUUGCUACAGAAAAUUACCCACGUCUAAUUUGGGGAUGGGCUUUGACCCUUCUCAGUGAAGCUCAAAAGAAUAGACUUUGUAUUCUCUAGACCUCGGCAUCCCUCUGUCGUAGCCACAUAGUGCUGACUUUCAUUCACUGAAGUCAUUGGGAACAGUUGCCAGCUCCUCAGUCAGUCACCAGAUUUCACUAAGAAACGACAAGUGGCUGCCACAUCCAGCAUGACAGAUGGGGACAUUUGUCCUCUGGGAGACUCUGGACAGCUGCAGGAGAUGCUUCCUGCACAGUGCCCUUUGUGUGGAUGGCCAGUUGACAGAAUUUCACACCAGGCCAGAUAAACACCCUCCUGGCCCAGCCGCCAGUGCCAUGAUCCCCUCCCUGGAGUCUCCUUGGAGGAAGUAGACUCUAGAGUUCAAAGCUGGACAGCCUUCACUCCGCCUCUUGUGAGCCUGUCACCAUGUGGCCAGCUUCAUUGCCAAGGCUGGCCAUCUGCAGAACUCACAGGAGAAACUUUCACAGCCGUCACCCUGAGACCAGGCCUUCCCACCUGCCCUGGGACAAACAAGCCAUCAGCCACAAGACUCUCUGUGGGCAACAGACCGGAAGGAUCCGCUUGACCUUGAAAUGACCACCUGUGUUCCACCCCAGGGAACCGGAAUCCCCGGAUGCUCCUCUCUGAGAACACAACCACUAUUCUAGCCAGGAGGAGACUCCAUACAGCCGAGGACUGGGGUCUGUAAGAUAAAGCUAGACCCUUGUGUGGCUUUGCACUGACUUCUGUGUUUUCUUCUGGGCAAAUAAAGGCCGUGACAACUC
Molecule: messenger RNA, 4281 nt
Organism: Rattus norvegicus (Norway rat)
Lineage: Eukaryota; Metazoa; Chordata; Mammalia; Rodentia; Muridae
Source: RefSeq, a predicted model, not a curated record